AUGACCGUGGGCUGGGAAUCACAGCUCUCCGCUCCGGAAUUGUUACCAUUCCUGCCGGGAUCCAUCGAUGAGGUAACAAUCGAUUUCGGGGAGCACGGGAAGGAGAUUGAGGACGCGCUGCGCGCCGAUAUAACGGCUGAGCGGCGGUGCAAUUAUUUUGUGCCCCCAUCCCGAAAUGCCAAGGCCCCACCCCCAAGGCUAGCCAUAAUCGAGCGAAGAUUGAGGAAAUUCCAACCAAAACCGGUCGUACAUUUAACGCUCGAGAAACCUCUCGAAAAAUCGCCCUAUCAAGGGCUCGAUGAAAAUGAGAAUUAUACGGUAGUCGACACGGAAUAUGUUAGCGCGUUCUCCGUCCCUCGAUCCGCCUAUGGACUUGUCGCCUGGGCAGAGGUGCCCCCAAUCUACGACCGAAAUGGCGAUUUGCCAAAAACGAUCGAUUUAUCUGCCGGACCCACCUACAACGAAGCCAUUGAACGCAACGAUCCUCUGGACACCCACGAGAUUGUCGUACAGUUCUUGGGCGUUACUUGGGCUAGUCAACAUCUCGCAACCCCGAAAACAUGUUUUUUCACGUUCCAAUUCUAUCGAUUCCCUGAGGUGACGACGGAAAAAUUGCUAGCAGUUGCGACGAUUCCCGGCGAGCCCUGCAUUCUGAAACGAUUACUCCCUGGAAAUGGGGAGCCGGUUGAGGAGAACCAUGGAUUUAUGGUCCGCCUUACCGUAGACCGAUCGGCCAUUUCGCCGCAGGAUCCCGCCGAAUUCGUUAACUUUCUUCUAAACGCCAGCCUACAAAUUGAUAUCUGGGAUGCAGAUUCGGUGCAGUUAAUCGGGACGACUAAUAUCCCGCUGCACUGCCUGAUCCGAAACGGCCUUGAAGCCGUCCAAUUCUUCGCCUACGGUACGGUGAUGCAGAAUAGUGUCGGGCCCGUGCAAAAGAAAACCAUGAAAAACUUCGUGUUCGACGCCGAGUUGGAGGCGUACAAGCGGAUCCGGAACGAGGGGAAGGCCGGCCGGUUGCUGAACACGCUGUUUCGGGGGAUUACGACGGAACACAAAAUCCACGUCUCGUUGGGAGAAUCGGUGUUUUUCGAAUUUCUACUCCAAAACACACUCGAUCAGCCGGUGAAUUGUGUCGUCGAGAUUGAGGAGUCCGGGUUACGCCUCCUCACCGACGACGCCGAGUGGGCCUUCUACAAGAAAGCGCACAAAUUGGACACGCCGAUCGAGCGGAAUUUGGUGCGCCGUGAUGAGGAGGGAAAGACAAGCCUGGUGUUGAAGCCGCGCGAGGUGGUGUACGUGCCAUUCCUCUACGAGGACCUGAAGGCGGUGGGAAAAGCUGACGGGCAAACGAGCCAGACAAAGGUAGUCUUCAAGCGUUGGCCGUCGCUGGAACCGUUGCAAAUUCUGAGUUUGCACGUGGUGCAUCAGCCCUACGCACUGCUACGCUCAGUACGAUUCUACUCGAGGGAACAUCACAAUUGCACUCGCUGUAUACGAGUGCCUAGGAAUUAUCGCCAAAUUCUGCCAAAGUCCGUCAAAACGUCCGAUCCAACCGUGAAAGCGAGGUUGAUCUGGGCAAACGGAGCCCUGGAUUUGCAGUUUACGGCGUUUUGCGGACCUAGCGGCACUUCAAGGGAAUUUCUACUGAUUUUGUACGCCGACGCUGAGGCCUACCGUCUUUUUGGGGUCUGGAAGAUAACCCUCUAUUCUACCGGUUCCAUUGAGCUGAAGGGCAUCCAAUCCGAGGUCACCAAUUUUGGGGUCGAGUUGAAAAAGCCGGGCCUUGAGGGGCGCUUCAUCCAGCUCUACAGCUCCAACCCAGAAUUGUCGCCAGUUGGCGCACAGCCAACACUUUUUGAAGACACGGAUCAUCGGUUCAAUCUACAGUACCGGCCGACCAUUAAAGGCCCCCAGACGAGCCUGAUCACCGCUGUGGACGUCGCUAAUCGAGAUCUCUGCGGAUCGUGGCUGAUAAAUACGAAGAGCGUCGAGCCGGAGGUCACCAAGGAGUUCGAAGUGGUGCUCAGGCGCGGCGAGGAGCAUCCGAUUUACAGGAAAAUUCCCUUCCAAAAUCCGUACGGCGUAGCGGCGGCGUUCCGCAUCCGCGCCAAUCGACCGGAUGCGAUUAAAGUCCAAGAAGAGCUGCUAAAACUUCCGCCAAACGGGAUCGCCACGCUGACGCUGGAAUUUUGCCGGCGCGACGUGUAUACGGCCCUAAUCUACAUCCAAAACGUGGACACCGCCCAGACCGAAGAGACGUUCCGGCUGAAUGUGCGACCGGAAAAA
Molecule: messenger RNA, 2286 nt
Organism: Mesorhabditis spiculigera
Lineage: Eukaryota; Metazoa; Nematoda; Chromadorea; Rhabditida; Rhabditidae
Source: the annotation of a GenBank genome assembly